Fonticula alba is the source of this 2163-nucleotide messenger RNA. RefSeq lists its product as hypothetical. The coding region runs from base 1 to 2163 and encodes 720 amino acids. The transcript has 3 exons. NCBI's taxonomy places the organism in Eukaryota, Rotosphaerida, Fonticulaceae. The record is from RefSeq and is a predicted model, not a curated record.
AUGGCCGAGCAUCCGCGACUGCGGCCCGGCCGAGGGCCCGCCCCGAGAGCCGAGCUCCUCCUGCUGACACUGCUGGCAGGCGUGAUCCUGCCGACGCUCAGCUCCACCCGGCACACGGGGCCCUCAGGCCUGGCCCUUGCGGCGGCCCCGGCCGCGCCUUCCCCCUCGACCGUGGCUGCCGCGGCCGUGGCGGCCCACACGGCCACCCACCGGGCCGACGUCGUGGCCGCCGCCUGCGCCCCGAAUUGCACCCUCUGCCCGGACGGCGCCUGCCAGGACUGCGCCUCGGGCUACAUUCUGAAUAUCUUCGACGAGGCGGGCCCCUGUGUGACCGAGUGCCCGCCGGCCUAUCCCAGCCUCUAUGUGGAGAAUGGCAGUGCCAUCUGCUGGCCGGAGAUGAUCCGCGGGUGUGUCAUGCUGCGCCAGGGCGCCCGCCUGCCGUACGAGUGCAUCGAGUGCCAGCCCGGCCGGUACCUGUCCAAUGGGAAUUGCCCCGUCUGCCCGGAGGGCUGCACCGCAUGCUCCAGCGCCACCAGCUGCACUGCCUGCGCCGCCGGCAGGCUUCACCACCUGGGCCAGCAGUGUGUGUCCUCCUGCCCGGACGGGUACCACGCCAGCGGGUCAGUCUGCCGGGCGUGCUCGGCCAGCUGCAAGACCUGCGCCGGGGCCGCCAGCUGCUCCAGCUGCCCCAGCGGCAAGAUCCUGCACAGUGGGUCCUGCCUGUCCGGCUGCCCCACCGGCACCUACCUGUCGGGGGGCUCGUGCGUCAGCUGCUCGGCCAAUUGCGCGGCCUGCACCGGGGCCAACUCGUGCACCUCCUGCCAGGGUGGCUGGUUCCGCCACGGGGGCGCCUGCGUGCGCACCUGCCCGGCCAGGACCUUCCCCGACCCGGGGCAGGGCGCCUGCCUGUCGUGCGGGGCCCAUUGCGACGAGUGCCGCAGCGCCACCAACUGCCAGGCCUGCCAGCCGAACUACUUCCUGUCAGCCGGCGCCUGUCGCAGCACCUGCCCCACGGGCUCCUACCCGGACACAGGCAGCCGGAGCUGCGCCGCCUGCCCGGCCACCUGCUCCGCCUGCCAGUCGGCGUCCGUCUGCUCGGCCUGCAAGCCGGGCAGCUUCCUGGAGGGCGGGUCUUGUGGCGGCUCCUGCCCGGCUGGCAAGUAUGCCAACGCCCAGAGCCACACCUGCACCGGCUGCCCCGCCGGCUGCGCCACCUGCACCAGUGCCACCUCGUGUGGGUCCUGCGCCGGGGGCUACUUCCUGAGCGGCUCGGCCUGCGUCACUGCCUGCCCGGCGGGCACCUUCAAGGACCCGGCCAAUGGCACGUGCACCGGCUGCCGGACCGGCUGCGCCACCUGCUCCGGUGCCACGUCCUGUGACUCCUGCAGCACCGGCUACUUCCUGCAUGGCGCCUCCUGCGGCACUGCCUGUCCCGGGGGCACCUUCGGCGAUGUUGCCGACAACGCCUGCGCCGCGUGCGGCACCGAUUGCGCCUCGUGCACCGGGCGCGACAGUUGCACUGCCUGUGCCGCGGGCCGGCUCCUGCACCAGGGCGCCUGCGUGGGCGCCUGUCCUCCGGGCACCUUCGCCAAUGGCCCGGGCACCGUCUGCCAUGCCUGCCCGUCCGGCUGCUCGACCUGCCAGUCGGACACGGUGUGCUCGGCCUGCAAGCCGGGCAGCUACCUGGAGGGCACCUCCUGCCAGGAGACCUGCCCGCCCGGGAAGUUCGCCAACCGCCACGAUGGCACCUGCACCGCCUGCAUGGCCGAGUGUGCCACCUGCCCCGAUGCCCUGUCGUGUGGCUCCUGCUCUGCGGGCGCCUUUUUGACCGGGGCCAGGUGCGAGGCUUCCUGCCCCGAGGGGACCUUUGGCGAUGUGGCCAGCAAUCUGGGCGAGUGCGCCGAGUGCGCGGCGGACUGCCACACGUGCACCGGACCGGAGCCGGCCGACUGCCAGGCUACCUGGUGCGAGAUGGAGGACACGUGCGAGGCCGAGCGCAACCGGGCCCUGGCCAUCGGGCUCGGGGUGGGCCUCAGCCUGCUGUUCCUGCUGCUGCUCAUUGCCCUCGUGGUGUUUGUGCUGCUUCGUCGUCGCCGGAAGAAGAAGACCGCCCCGGAGAAUGUGGACAUGAGCAACUUCGACAAUGUCAUUGCCGGACUGUGA